AUGGACUUCUUUCUGCUAGAUGCUGUUAGAACGCUUGACCUUCGAAACAAUGCAAAUAUGGCCUCCAUCAAUGAGGCUGGUGGCAUGCCAUGGUUCACUGCACAAGAUCCAAACACAAGAGUUAGAGAGUUACCACACCAGUCUUUCACAUGUCCCGCAUUCAAACUCAACAAUACCAACAAUGGUUUCCUCCUUGUCAACAGUUCUUACUACCAUCACAUCUACUGCACAUGUGACCCGGGCUUUUAUGGUUACAGAGGAGAGUGCUUGACCUGUCCAGCUGAAGGAAAAUGUAAAGGAAGAGAGACAAAUUCUGUUAUUGAAAUGCCAGUCAACUACUACCCAUCAACUUCAAAGCAAAACAUGACUGCUUUUGUUCAAUGCAGUUGGUUCUAUCAAAAUACUUUCCGCUGUAACCCAAAGGGAAACUGUACUUGCCAGCUCUCUAGUAAUGGAACCACAUGUGACAGCCACUGCACAUGUGCAUACAACUCUACAAGCCGCCUGUGCUCACAAUGCAUUCCCAAUUUCUAUAGAGAGGCUGACAUCUGCCUGCCCUGCAGUGACAAUAACUUAACCACAAUCGUUGUCAUUGCUGCAACUAUACUGAUAAUACUUCUCACGGUAUGGUUGCUUGGGAGAAUAAAGCCGAACUGCAUAUCUCCAACAGUACUGAAAGCAUUCAACAUCAGUGCGAUGAUCUUCCAAAUUGGUCUGGUAACAUCACUCGGUAUAACAAAGAUUAUCUCUACCUAUGUGGCUGAACUUUACAUAUUUGUAGUCAUUUUUGCUAUGUUUGAUUAUCUUGCAAACAUUAAAGUAUUCGCUGUCAUCCUUUUAGUGUACUUUCAAGUGCUCAACUCGCUCAAUGUCUCUUCACAAUCAGUUGACUGUCAACACUGUUCAUUCGCCAACUUUCUCAAUAAACGUGUGAUUGCAAAAGUUAUACAAACUGCCAAUUUCGAUUUUAAUGGCAUUAGUUGCACUUUUCAAUUCCUCACAUCUCCAUUUGGAAAGCUUGCAGCUCUAGCAGUAGCUCCAUUGGCACUGGGCAUUAUCAUCAUUGUUGGCCGGCUCAUAGACUAUUAUUUGCUUGCUCGCUUGUGCACAAGAAGUAAUGAAAAUGAAAUUAAAGAGCAUCACCAAACAAUGACCAACAACUCUAAGUCGAAUAUCAUAUUCUUGUUAAACAUCUUUUACUACCCAAUAGCACAUGCUGCAAUCAAAGCUCUCCUUCCAUGUGAAAGAGCACCAGGAGGCACGCAAGACUACAUGACAGCAUAUCCUUGGAUCAACUGCAGCUCAAAUGACUACACUAAGCUAGUCAUUCUUGGGGGCCUGGUCACUGCACUAUACGUCUGUCUUAUUCCUAUUGUCUUCUUGGUGCUUCUCAGAAAGUAUGCUUCAAAGAAACAGGAAAAAGAGGAAGAAAUUGAAAUACUCUCGACAACCAAAAGCAUUGGUGAAGAAGAAGAAGCCAAAUGGUUACACAGUCUUUGCUCAAACUACAAGACGAAGUAUCGGACAUGGUUGCCAAUUAUUCUCAUGCUUCGCCGACUGCUCAUUGCUAUCAUUUUGGCAUCAUUCAAGCAAGACCAAGCUGAUGCACAAGCUUUUGUUCUCACUAUUCUCUUGGCAGCCUCAAUCACCAUUAUCACUGUGCUACGCCCAUACCAGAACACAACACCGUGGCAACUGGAGAAUGCAGCAGAUGUUGGAGCAUUUGUCGUUAUUCUGUAA
Molecule: messenger RNA, 1740 nt
Organism: Corticium candelabrum
Lineage: Eukaryota; Metazoa; Porifera; Homoscleromorpha; Homosclerophorida; Plakinidae
Exons: 1
Coding region: 1-1740 (579 amino acids)
Source: RefSeq, a predicted model, not a curated record